Messenger RNA from Vitrella brassicaformis, 1686 nucleotides. The record is from the annotation of a GenBank genome assembly. Lineage: Eukaryota; Vitrellaceae.
CACAGCAACAGACUUCACCAGUGAGUAACCGACCACACACCACACCCCACGCCCACACACCACACCCACAAGUAUUAUAUGCAUAUAUUUCUCCGUCUCUCUGUUUAUGGGAUGCGUCUCUCUCUAUAGAUCUGCCCUUUUACGUGUGCAUCUGCUCUGUCUGCCUGCUCCUGCCCCUCCUGCUGCUCAACAACAUCCCCGACGAGAAAGACAUCCCCGAGGUCAUCAGAGAAGAAGAAAAGGCCCUGCUCGGCGAACCGUCUCGAGAGGCAGCAUGAACCAAGGAACGAGUCAGUGAGAGCGUGAGGGAGGGGCACCAGCACCCACAAGGACCGACAGAAACACACAAAAAAGGACAGCCCCCUCAUCCACACAGACUGUGAGUGAAGCAUGACAGUGAUCAUCAUGACUUGGUGAGAAAGUCCGUCUCAACGAAAUGCCUGACGCACAUCCACACGCACAAAGCCACCCAUACACACCGCGACACAAGCAUGUACGCGACACACUUAACUUACUGGAAGCACUGCAGCAGCAGCGUCUCGAAGUCACGUAUCUCCGGGGCCAGCAGCUGGUACAGGAGGGGCGGCCGACGACGCAUGAUAGUGGGGCUGCUGUCGCCAUCAACGAAUGACGUGUACCGGGGCCGCUUGCACGGCCCAUCAACCUGAUGACGUGACGCACCGGAGUGCAUACCAUACAUCAGUGAGUGGCGUGUGUAGAUAUACGCGUCAUUCUGACCUGUCCUUCCUCCAGCUGAGUGUCGUCGCCAGCUGCGUCGCCGUCGAAGCUCUCACCUGCACGAAUGCACGCAGGCAGCCAGGCAGACGCAUACCAACACAGGCAGCUCUGUUUUGCUAAUCGUGCUGACUCACCUCUGCCCCUCCCCCGCCCGAUGCCUCCUCGGUCCCGCCCUCCACGGCCCCUCAUGAGCCCACGGCCCCGUCCCCUGCCGCGGCCGCGCGCAUCGGCUGCGCACCCGAAGGCAGGGUGCAGGUGCCGCUGCUGCUGCUCCAACAUCGCUGUCCGACCGAACGCAGACCUCACGGCAUCGCACCAGCGCACCACAACACCCUCAGUCAGCACGAAGGCCGCCACUCAACACACACGAAAGAGAUGGAGGGGCGGGAGAGGCUGGACGAGACGAAACAGAUGCGUUCUGCCGCCUGCAGCCGCCCGCCGACUCGACUGGCGACACUGCUGGCUGGUGUCGGGCACACACGAAUGUGUAGUGCGCGAUACACGAAGCCGAAACGUCACCGGGACUACAAAACACGAUGUAAACGGAAGAGCACUAUCGAAGAGCACUAUCACACCACUAAACGUGUGGCUGGGGAUGGCACCCAGCCACACGCGCACCACACGUUCCAGUCAUCAGUUUGCAAAGAGUCGUGCGCAUCAAGGCGGCCCCCUGGGUGGUUUUGGGGGGUAACGUGCGGACCUAUGGUUGUGUGUGCAUCAUGACCGCGCUGCCGAGGGCUACACACACACAACAGAUCAGCCCCAGACACCUCGACCGUGUCGAGAUUCGCGAACCCUGAACCCUAUAAACCUCGCGAACCCUGAACCCUAGAGGCAUGAUGUUGAUACCAGCAUGACCGCGUCUCCGUCCUGAGCAACAUGGGCGUCACAGAUUGUCCGUACGAGGUCAAGAUCACGAGAUCUGAUCUCCCCAACAAGACAUUAGGG